This is a messenger RNA of Pyricularia oryzae 70-15, 1769 nucleotides long. RefSeq lists its product as uncharacterized. The record is from RefSeq and is a predicted model, not a curated record. The coding region runs from base 611 to 952 and encodes 113 amino acids. The transcript has 3 exons. NCBI's taxonomy places the organism in Eukaryota, Fungi, Ascomycota, Sordariomycetes, Magnaporthales, Pyriculariaceae.
AAAAAAAAAAAAAAAAAAAAAAAAAAAAAAAAAAAAAAACCGACAAACCUCCACCACGACAUCGAUCCACGCAACCCCCACCCACUGUCAACACCUCACCUAGUUGCCUACAAAACAACCGCCCAGCCUACCUUAUCUACCUUGCCUACCACCUACCUGUAUCUAUUUUCCUUUACCUACUUGACGACGCCUUUCAGCACGACUGAGUUACUUUGCCUCAGCAUAUAUACCUGUGUUGUGAAACCAAUUUCAAUUCAAGAGCAACCGGAGGUAUCCAACAAAGAUUAUAGCAUCCACAGCGAUUCCUCACCACUGAAAUAAAGGUCGCGGCUUGUUUCCAACCAGUCCUGUCCUAACCACAGUCAUUACUGCCACCUACCGUUGUAUUCAUUCCUUGGCUCCAGUUUACUCUCAACUUGCUCGUUUACAUCUGUCGCAUUUCCAACAGAUUUCGCUCCCCUGAAAGGAGCUACUAGUUCGACUUGCCCGCAGCGAACAGCGUCAAAAGUGAACCACUUGGCCAGCGUGUCGUCGCCCCCACCAUACAAGGUCAAGCGGCCGCAGGUCACAAUUUAAAACCUCACAACCACCUGGCAUAGCGGGAAGCACCAUGGAUGCACAGAAGCCUCCAUCCGCGAUCGAUGCUGAAGUGACUCAGCACCUUGAGUCUAGCAGUGGCUCUGUCCUCGUUAGCAACGUCAAAAGCACUGCAGACUUGUCUCUCGUCGGAGACAGAGCUGCCGUCAGCAGAGCAAGGGUGCAGAACUGGCAAUUGGCCACGACGGGUUGGACUCCCCUGCAGCUUGGAAUGAGUGAAAAGAGGGGGCAGGAACUGAAGGCUUUUCUUCAGGAUGUCGAUCUUGUCAUGAAGCUGCAGACACCGGCGCAGGGUGAUGAUCGCGUUGAGCCUGACGACCAUCCUGAGGAGAACACCCAGGACAGCAAACCAUAAAUACCUACGUCAGGCCGACUGGAUCGCGCUUCAAGAUGUGGGGCAGGAACCCGAGCUGUACGGAGCUUCCGAAUUCGGAGCUCUUGUGGCUUGUGGCUGGGUCAGUGGCUCGUACAUCAAUCACGUGAUCAGCACCAUGCUGUGGUCGUGGUCGUGUUCGUGGAAACUGUGGGAGUUGUGGGAAACGCGCUCGCCAACAUCGUUGAGCAGUUGAUACGUCCGGUGUGUUUAUUUGUUUGUUUUAUUUUCCUUGACUGUAUCCUCGUUGUAUAGAUCGCCGGUGAUUUCUUUUGGAUAGAACGUUUUCGCGAGCUUUUGUUGCAGGCACAAAGCGUGGCUUUUGGAAUUCACGCCAAAUGAUGUUUCGCCGUCGUAUCGACACUAAGAGGUCGUUCUUCUUUGAAAAGAUGCGACAGGCUUGUCAUUGAUGUCAACAUUGAUGAACGAUGACAUGAUUGCUCUCGGUGUGAGGGGGGAGAGAGAGGAAGUGAGGAGAAGGCGGUCGGGCGGGUAUACUAAUAUUUCGACCAUUGCAUCAGACUGAGUCAGUGAUUGGUCCAGUCCAGACACGAGGCGCGGGGCUCCGGCCCCCUACUUAACUUUAUCAAGUCCAGAGUCUGGUAUUUUGGAAGAUGACAAGUAGCUUUGUUAGCUCUAUAGUGGUAUUUCCUUUUCCAAUUAGAACAGGGUUCCCACUUUUUAUUUUUAUUUUCUUACAACUUUCCAGGUCCAAAUGGAUAACGUUGCCAAGAAGCAUUUAUGCAGUUUUACGAACAAUUCGCUUAGUCUGUGCCCUUAGCACGACCAAGAUCCCUUC